CUGCCGGGCACUGGAGAGGCCUGUCUGUCCUUCCCUCCUUCUGUGAGAAGAGCGUCGCGAUCGAGGACCAAGGCCCAGACCAUGUCUCGCCUGGUGGAAUGUGUCCCCAACUUCUCAGAGGGGAACAACCAGGAGGUGAUCGACGCCAUCUCCCAAGCUGUGGCGCAGACCCCUGGCUGCGUGCUGCUGGACGUGGACGCCGGCCCCUCCACCAACCGCACCGUCUACACCUUUGUGGGGCGGCCCGAGGAUGUGGUGGAGGGGGCCCUCAACGCUGCCCGGGCUGCCUUCCGGCUCAUUGACAUGAGCAAGCACAAAGGGGAGCACCCUCGGAUGGGAGCCCUGGACGUGUGCCCCUUCAUCCCGGUGAGGGGCGUUGGCAUGGAUGAGUGUGUGCUCUGUGCCCAGGCCUUUGGCCAGCGGCUGGCCGAGGAGCUGGGCGUGCCAGUGUACCUCUACGGCGAGGCGGCGCGGGUGGCCAGUCGCCGGACCCUGCCGGCCAUCCGGGCGGGGGAGUACGAGGCCCUGCCUGAGAAGCUCAAGCAGGCAGAGUGGGCACCUGACUUUGGCCCCAGCACCUUCAUCCCCAGCUGGGGGGCCACCGUCACCGGGGCACGGAAGUUCCUCAUCGCGUUCAACAUCAACCUGCUCAGCACCAAGGAGCAGGCACAUCGCAUCGCCCUCAACCUCCGGGAGCAGGGCCGUGGAAAGGACCAGCCAGGACGUCUGAAAAAGGUUCAGGGCAUUGGCUGGUACCUGGAUGAAAAGAACCUGGCUCAGGUGUCCACCAACCUCCUGGACUUCGAGGUCACGGCGCUGCAUACGGUCUAUGAGGAGACCUGCAGAGAAGCCCAGGAGCUGAGCCUCCCGGUGGUGGGCUCGCAGCUGGUGGGGCUGGUGCCCCUGAAGGCCCUCCUGGACGCCGCUGCCUUCUACUGCGAGAAGGAGAACCUCUUCAUCCUGGAGGAGGAGCACCGGAUCAGGCUGGUGGUGAACAGGCUGGGCCUGGACUCCUUGUCCCCCUUCAAUCCUAAGGAGCGGAUCAUCGAAUACCUGGUCCCCGACAGCGGGCCCGAGCAGAGCUUGGUGGACAAGUCCCUGCGUGCCUUUGUCCGGGAGGUGGGCGCCCGCUCGGCGACCCCAGGGGGUGGCUCCGUGGCAGCAGCCAGCGCAGCCAUGGGAGCCUCGCUGGCCUGCAUGGCUGGCCUGAUGACUUACGGGCGGCGCCAGUUCGAGCACCUGGACGUGACCAUGCGGCGCCUGAUCCCGCCCUUCCAGGCGGCCUCAGCCCGGCUGACAGCGCUAGUGGACGCGGAUGCCCAGGCCUUCACCGCCUGCCUGGAAGCGAUGAAGCUGCCUAGGAGCACCCCCGAGGAGAAGGACAGGCGAGCAGCCGCCCUGCAGAAGGGGCUGAGACAGGCGGUGACCGUGCCCCUGGAGCUGGCGGAGACGGUGGCCUCGCUGUGGCCGGCGCUGCGGGAGCUGGCCCUGUGUGUGAACUUGGCCUGCCGAUCGGACCUGCAGGUGGCUGCCAAGGCCCUGGAGACGGGAAUGUUUGGUGCGUAUUUCAACGUGCUCAUCAACCUGAAGGACAUCAGCGAUGACAAGUUCAAGGACCAGAUCCGCCAGCGCAUCUCCAGCCUCCUGCAGGAAGCCAAGGCUCAGGCCGCGCUGGUGCUGGACCGCCUGGAGGAGCGGCAGGAGUGAUGGCCGGAGGGGCCCUAACUGGACUCAGCACCCCAGCGCCCCCGCUCCUUUCCAAUAGGGUCCAGCUUGCCUAACAAGACAGGACGGCUUCUGGGACAGUCCUCAUGAGGCCCACAGGGUGGGCGUGGGGGGGGGGGCCUGAGGUUGGCGGUGCCACCCACUGUCACCUGUGGCCUCUAGUAAAGUCACAGCACACCCUU
This is a messenger RNA of Myotis brandtii (Brandt's bat), 1907 nucleotides long. RefSeq names its product formimidoyltransferase cyclodeaminase (gene FTCD). Bases 82 to 1707 code for a protein of 541 amino acids. Gene Ontology annotation, molecular function: transferase activity; folic acid binding. The transcript is spliced from 14 exons. The record is from RefSeq and is a predicted model, not a curated record. Lineage: Eukaryota; Metazoa; Chordata; Mammalia; Chiroptera; Vespertilionidae.